Molecule: messenger RNA, 2138 nt
Organism: Ceutorhynchus assimilis (cabbage seed weevil)
Lineage: Eukaryota; Metazoa; Arthropoda; Insecta; Coleoptera; Curculionidae
Source: the annotation of a GenBank genome assembly
GUUUUUGUUUAUGUUUCACUUUUGUACUGUUUGAAUUGUUUGCGGUUUUUUUUUUAAAUACAUUUUUCCUAGUUUAUUUUUGCUUCAUACACUAGAUCGACAAGUAUGGAUGAAUCAGAUUUUACGGAACAACUGAAUAAUUACGACCGCCAAAUACAAAAUUUAGAAGAACAAAAGCUGAAAAUAUUAAAUAAACUGAAAACUCUGAAACAAGCCAAAGAAGAAUUGCGACUACAAUACUCUCUAAGUAAAAUAAAAAAUAGACCAGGCAUUUCAGAAUGGUUAGGGAAGGACUACGUUUGGUCUAAAGAAGUUUACAAAAUCCUAAAAAGCAAUUUCAAAUUUGACGAAUUCCGCUCGAAUCAGUUGGCGGCCAUAAAUGCAACUUUAUCCAAGCAGGAUGUACUGUUAAUUAUGCCUACUGGUGGCGGAAAAAGCUUGGUAUACCAGCUACCAGCGAUAGUUACUGGUAACGUUUCAGUUGUGAUCUCACCACUUUUAUCAUUAAUCGAGGAUCAGCUAAUGGCUUUAAGGAAAUUUGGCAUAGCAGCUGCGACAGUUAACUCAAACAGCGCGACAAGUGAGAAGAAAGAAAUUACAGCUAAAAUGUUGGAAAAUAAAUUAAAUUUGAUAUUCGUGACGCCCGAAUGGAUGGCUAAGACAAAAAGUUUCAUGAAUACUCUGACGAAAAUAUAUAAUGCCAAGAGAUUGGAACGUUUCAUUAUAGAUGAAGUCCACUGUUGUUCGCAAUGGGGCCACGAUUUCAGAAGGGAUUAUUUGGCUUUGUCGAUUCUUAAAGGCCAGUUUCCAGGAGUACCCAUUUUGGGCCUUACCGCUACUGCCACUACAAACGUGAUGGUCGAAAUUCAAAAAAUAUUAGAAAUUCCCGAUGCUGUGAUUAUUACUGCCCCCUAUAAUAGACCGAAUUUAUUCUAUAAGGUGAUUAAUAAAUUGGAAAACAAAUCUGAUUCGCUAGAUUAUUUAGAAAAAGUUUUGAAAAAUAAAUAUAAAUUCCAAUCGGGAAUAAUUUAUGCAGCCACUCAAAAAGACUGCGAAGAGCUGGCUACUGAAUUGAGAAAAAGAGAUCUGCAAGUUGCUCCGUAUCAUGCUAAUUUGGAAGGCCCAGUAAAAAGUAAAAUUCACAAAAAAUGGGCGGAUAAUACCUAUCAGGCUGUGAUCGCCACCAUUGCAUUUGGAAUGGGUAUAGAUAAACCUGAUGUUAAAUUUGUCAUUCACUAUACAGUACCAAAAAGUUUGGAAGGAUUAUACCAAGAAAGUGGAAGGGCCGGACGCGAUGGCAAAAAUGCAGACUGUACCCUUAUGUUCAAUCUUACCGACUGGUUGAGGAACUUUUCCAUGACACAAAAUACCAGAGAAGAAAAAAGCGUUAAUGAUAUUUUGCAUUAUUGCAUCAACACAGCUACGUGUAGAAGAAAAAUGAUAUCAAAAUAUUUCGAUGAUGACUGGAGAUCUAGUGACUGUAUGCAAAUGUGCGAUCAUUGCAAAAACCCCAACGACAAUAUUCAAACCUACAACGUCAUUUCGUGUUUGAAAGACAUCAUCAACUUAAUCGGACUUGCUUCAAAUAAAGAAGUAAAUUUAACCCUGAAAAAACUUUUAGAUAACUGGUUUAAAUUGGGUCCGAAAAACUUACAACUCUCUGGGACGCAGCCUAAGUUCACUAGACAACAAGGGGAACAUAUAGUAGGAUUUUUAUUGUGCAAACGUUAUUUGAGUGUGAGAAGGGGCUAUUCGUUAGUAACAACAUUGGCCUACAUUGAUACAAAUCCAAGCGUUGACAUCAAAAGCUUUAAUGGGAAAAUUCUGAUGGAAUAUUCUAGCAAUAUUAGGGGGCUUCCUAUAGAGAAUAUUGAUAAAAUUGAUUUAAUAGAGGAAUCUGUAUCAGGAAAACGACUGUCUGAAUCCCAUUCAAACAGUCAUUCUAAAAAAAUUAAAAAAGAUGUUUGAUUUUUAAGCUUUGAUUCUAUAUUAGAAUUAUGUAUGUAUAUACUUAGUUAUUAAUUUAUUUCCAUUUGUUACACUGAGCUUUGGUGCAAUUUUGAAUGCACCUGCUCAGUGAUCCAUUUGAAUUUUUUGAUGUUACCUAGUCAGUUGAAUAGCAAAAUAAAACAUGAAAA